Molecule: messenger RNA, 1342 nt
Organism: Pecten maximus
Lineage: Eukaryota; Metazoa; Mollusca; Bivalvia; Pectinida; Pectinidae
Product: trihelix transcription factor GTL1-like
Exons: 4
Coding region: 143-1012 (289 amino acids)
Source: RefSeq, a predicted model, not a curated record
GUUCACGUGAAGCUCUCGAGUUAACUCGAGAGACUCAGGUUUCAACAAAACGCAGUCAGUUUUAACUCGAGUGACGUAAUUUGACCUUUGAACUCUACCCGUGCCUAACCCAGCCUCGACCCAGGGUUCCUCGAGUUUCAAGAUGGCGGAAAAUAUAGACGAAGACCCGCUGGUCCAAAUUGAAUUUGACCAUGAAGGUCAACAAAUAAAAACCAUUGUCCCUCGAAGCUUUGCGAAUGAGAUCCACCAAUGUUACAAGACCGAUCCAGAAAAGCACAAGUUUUAUCUAAAUCAGAUAGCACACCAGGCCAAGUGUGAGCGAUCAUUGGAUCGCCAUAUUAACAGUAUCCAGCCUAAGGAAACCGGUCAAACCGCUAGUCAAACCUCCAGUCAAACUGCCAGUCAAACCUCCAUGAAAGAAAAUACAUCAAAUAUUCAUGUUUGGACAGAAAAGGAAGAGAAAUGUCUGAUUGAUGUUCGCUUAGACAAGGAAACAGCAUUCAAUGGCUCUAAAAGCCAUGACACCCUAUGGAAUGAGAUAACCACCCAAAUGAAGAAGAAUGGAAUAAACGUAACAAAGAUUCAAAUAAUGAACAAAUGGAAAAACUUGAAAAAAAAAUACAAAGAAAUUCUUGAUUCAAAUAGUAAAACUGGAAAUUCUCCGGCAAGUUGGAAGUAUUUUGAAGUAUUCAAUCAAGCUUACGGCAACAAAGCCUCAACACAACCAGUCAUAUUAAUCGAUUCAAGUAAGGAAACACCAUUUGUUAUGAAAAAAGCUGCCAAUUCAAAUUUGUGUGAUAUUUCCCCAGGAAGCUCAUCAUGUAGUUCAGUUAAGAGUACAAGCUCUAAUUCAAGUGUCAACAAGAAGAGAAAAUCCGGUCAAGAUAUUGCGGGGAUAGAGGAGAUGAUGUCGAAACAUCACAGAGAAAAAAUGAGGAGGAUGGACAAAAUUUUGAAUAUCUUUCAAAUGUUGGCAGGCCAAAGUACAAAUGAAGAGGAUGAUAGUGAUUAGACUGUAAUAACUGCAAUAGAUAUGCUUCGUUGUUUAGAUAUGGACUACAUACCAUAUCAUUCAUAUGUAGAUUAAGGUUAAAAGUGAUCUAAUGUACAUGUGCCAAUAACUUUCAUUUUUAAAAUGCAAGAUAUGCAUUUAAUAAUGGUUGAUUAAUUUUGCAAUUUUUUUGCUUAAUAUUUUAUGAGUAGUUACAAAUGUGACUGUUCUAACAAAUAUGGACUACAUUCCAAAGUGUUCACAUUAUUAAUGUACUUGUGAGAUAUAUUGAAUCAUGUGCCAAAUACUUUAAUUUUCAAAUUGCAAGAUAUGUAUGUCUUUUUAUUUUGC